CUACUUCUUCUGCUGCGGGGUCAUAUCGCUGGUUCCCGCUUGGAAUGGAUUUUAUCUUCUGAGUUCUGACCCUUCCAUCUCUCUGUUCUCCGUCCCCUUCUCUACCAGAACUGGCUCGCUCAUCCGCCGCCGCCUCCGCCGACGUGAAGUGAAGGGAAUUGAAGGUAUAGGGAGCUUUGGGGGGGGACGACAAUGGCAAGUUCGAUAGCAGCCGCUACUGGGACGGCGUCAUGGAUGAGGAUGGGCAGCAGGGUAAUCCCUGAUUUCUGCCACCUGCCCCUCCAUUCCGCUACUCGAUCCCCUCUUCUGAAACCUCUUGCCUUGCGAUUCUCUUCAUUUGCUCCUUCCCCCUCUCGGUCGUGGAGCGCGAGGAAGUUCUCUGUUUGUGCCUCCAAGUCCACUGCUGAUCAACACCAGCAAGUCCGGGUUCGUUUCGCUCCUUCCCCGACUGGGAAUCUCCAUGUUGGUGGUGCUCGGACUGCUCUCUUCAAUUAUCUCUUUGCAAGGUCCAAAGGUGGUAAAUUUGUGCUGAGGAUUGAAGAUACCGACUUGGAGAGGUCGACUAGAGAAUCAGAAGAUGCCGUGCUCCAGGAUCUUGCUUGGCUUGGUCUUGAUUGGGAUGAAGGUCCUGGGAUUGAUGGAGACUAUGGCCCGUAUCGGCAAUCUGAAAGGAAUUCUCUUUAUAAACAACACGCUGAGAGGCUCUUGGAGUCUGGUCAUGUUUACCGUUGCUUCUGUUCCAGUGAGGAACUUGAGAAAAUGAAGGAAGUAGCACAAUUGAAACAACUACCUCCUGUGUACUCUGGAAAGUGGGCUACUGCAACAGAUGUUGAAGUAAUGCAUGAGAUGGAAAAGGGAACCCCAUAUACCUACCGAUUCCGUGUUCCAAAGCAUGGGAAUCUGAAAAUAAAUGAUCUCAUUCGGGGUGAAUUUCUAAGUAUGUUGGAUAGUGUUCUGAAGGUUAGUUGGAAUCUGGACACACUUGGGGAUUUUGUAAUCAUGAGGAGCAAUGGACAACCCGUUUACAACUUUUGUGUCACAGUGGAUGAUGCUACCAUGGCUAUCUCACAUGUUAUUAGGGCUGAAGAGCAUUUGCCAAAUACUCUAAGGCAAGCAUUAAUAUAUCAGGCUCUUGGAUUUCCGAUGCCUCAGUUUGCACACGUAUCCCUAAUUCUAGCACCUGAUCGUAGCAAGCUAUCGAAAAGGCAUGGUGCAACUUCAGUUGGUCAGUUCAAGGAGAUGGGCUACCUUCCCCAAGCAAUGAUAAAUUACCUGGCACUUUUAGGUUGGGGGGAUGGCACUGAAAAUGAAUUUUACAGCCUUGAACAACUAGUUGAAAAGUUCACAAUUGAUCGUGUUAACAAAAGUGGCGCCGUGUUUGAUUCUACUAAGUUGAGGUGGAUGAAUGGUCAGCAUUUAAAAGCGCUUCCAUCUGAGAAAUUGACAAAGCUUAUAGGUGAACGGUGGAAGAACAUUGGAAUACUAAUGGAGUCCCAGGGUUCUUUUAUAGAAGAGGCUGUUAAUCUGCUUAAGGAUGGCAUAGAUUUGGUACCUGAUGCAGACAAAGUGAUGUUGAAUCUGUUGUCAUAUCCCUUACAAGAGACGUUAAUGAGUGCUGAAGGUAAAGCUGUUGUAGAAGACAAACUUUCUGAAGUAGCAGAGAAGCUGUUGGCAGCAUUUGACAGCGGGGAGCUUAUUACUGCUCUAGAAGGAGGUCAUUCCGGGUGGAAGAGUUGGGUGAAGGACUUUGGUAAAUCUACAAAGCGCAAGGGGAAAUCUUUGUUUAUGCCGCUGAGGGUGCUGCUAACUGGGAAGCUGCAUGGUCCUGACAUCGGUGGGAGCAUGGUGUUGCUCCAUAGAGCUGGGAGUGAGGGUCUAGUGUGCCCUCAAGUUGGAUUUUUGAGAUUGGAAGAGAGGUUUAAGCUGUUGAGGGAAGUGAACUGGGAGGCGUUAUCAUCGACCAAAGAUGAAGAAGGUGCUGCUGUGGAACCAGCUGCUGCUGGUGUGUCGAACUGAAAGAGUGCUCUUACUGCUGCAUACGGCGGUUGCUUUCGGUUUUGUUGGUUAAGAGAGGGUUUUUGACGUUUGAUUGAGAUUUUUGUUUAUAGCCUAGCAAUGUAGUUGAGGGGUGUGUUUGUUUCAUCAUGUUCUUUAGCU
Linum tenue is the source of this 2157-nucleotide messenger RNA. The record is from the annotation of a GenBank genome assembly. Lineage: Eukaryota; Viridiplantae; Streptophyta; Magnoliopsida; Malpighiales; Linaceae.